Molecule: messenger RNA, 2931 nt
Organism: Xenopus laevis (African clawed frog)
Lineage: Eukaryota; Metazoa; Chordata; Amphibia; Anura; Pipidae
Gene: iws1.S
Product: IWS1, SUPT6H interacting protein S homeolog
Biological process (GO): gene expression; poly(A)+ mRNA export from nucleus
Cellular component (GO): nucleus
Source: RefSeq, marked provisional
GGCUUCUCCAUUGACAUAUAGAGUGUAGCGAGGUGUUUGGGAAGUAUUGGGGGUUAUAGGUUUUGUUGUGGGGAAAUCGGAAGUUUAUCGUAAACUGGCUCAGUAAGAUUGAGCCAUGGAGGCGGAUAAUUACAGCCCGGAACAUUCAGAUGAUGGUGGUGCAACCCCAGUGCAAGAUGAACGGGACUCUGCCUCCGAUGAUGAGGGAAAUGAGCAAAGAUCUGAACCAGGAAGCCCCGAGCACCAGUCAGAGGAUGAGCACAGUGAUGUUGAAGAUCAUAAACACAGCAGUGACAGUGGCUCUGACAAUGAGAAAGGGACAGAACAUGAUUCAGAAGACGAGCACAGACCUCGCAAUUCCAGUGACUUGGAAAAUCAUGAUGCAAGUGAUUCAGAGAAUGAAGAAAGUCACAAUCGCAUUGCUAGCGAUUCUGAAGAUGAUGGACGCAGACAGAAGAACAGUGAUUCUGAUCGUUCUCCUGUAAAAGGUGCUGCCAGUGACUCGGAUGAAGAACCUGUAAGACACUGUGCAAGUGAUUCUGAAGAUGAUGUGCCACGUAAACAACAAGCUAACGAUUCAGAGGAUGAACGGCACAUUAAAAAAACAGCUAGUGACUCUGAGGAUGAAGCUCCAGCUAAACAUAGAGUAAGUGACACUGAGGAUAAAGCUCCGCCUAAACAAGUAGCCAGUGACUCGGAGGAUGAAGCUUCACCUAAACAGGUAGCCAGUGACUCCAAAGAUGAAGCUCCACCUAAACAUGCAGCCAGUGACUCAGAGGAUGAGGCUCCACCUAAACUUGCAGGCAGUGACUCAGAGGAUGAGGCCCCUGCUAAGCGUAAGGUUAGUAGCUCAGAAGAUGAAACUCCAUCUAAACAUGCAGUCAGUGCCUCAAAGGUGAAGAAAUCUGUUGGUUCAGAAGGUAAAACUCGUGGUAAGAGAGCCAUUAUUGAUUCUGAUGAUGAUGAUGAUGUUCCAGUUAAGCGUGCAGCUAGUGACUCAGAAGAAGAGACUCAUCCUAAAGGGAAAGCAAGUGAUUCGGAAGAUGAAGCUCCUUCAAAGCAGCCCAGUGAUUCUGAAGAGGAGACACCAGCCAAGGUUGCAGCCAACGACUCAGAGGAUGAAUUUCCACGAAUGAAGAGAAAAAUUGUGUCGUCUGAUGACAGUGAUGAUGAGGAUGACCGAAAACCUCUCCAAAAAAAGAAAAAGUCACCACGGCGAAGCUCAGAAAGUGACAGCAGUGACAAAGUGGAUGGCAAAAAACUUCAGGCGUCCGAGAGCGAUGAGGAGGGAGAGAAAGCUUCAAAGAAGAAGAAAUCAAACAUCGUUUCGGAUAGUGAAGAUGAAGAUGCAGCUGAUAAAUCUGGCAAUAAAAAAAGCCGAAUCCUGUCCGAUGGAGAGGACUCUGACAGUGAUGCAGCUUCUGAAAAACCAAAGCAAAAGAAGAAAAAGUCUGCCUCAUCCGACAGUGAGGAGGAGGAUGAACGGAAAUCUAAAACAGAGACAAAAAGUGCAGAUAAAUUGUUUGGGAGUGAAAGUGAUUCUGAAAAUGAGGAGGAGAAUCUAAUUGCAGAUAUUUUUGGUGAGUCUGGGGAUGAAGAAGAAGAAGAAUUUACGGGCUUCAACCAAGAAGAUCUGGAAGGGGAGAAGACAGUUACUUCAGUUAACAGGCAGCAAGCUGCCGCUGCAGAUUCAGACUCUGAUGAUGACAUGAAAUCUGGAAAAAUGGGUGAUUAUAAAUCCGAUUUUGACUUAAUGUUAGAAAGGAAGAAGAGCAUGAGUGGCAAGCAGAGGAGAAAUCGUGAUGGUGGCACAUUUAUCAGUGAUGCGGACGAUGUAGUUAAUGCUAUGAUAAUGAAGAUGACUGAAGCAGCUGAGGAGGACAGAAACCUUAACUCCAGCAAGAAACCUGCACUAAAGAAACUCACUUUGCUUCCUACAGUUGUGAUGCACCUCAAAAAGCAAGAUCUGAAGGAGACAUUUAUUGACAGUGGUGUCAUGUCUGCCAUUAAAGAAUGGCUCACUCCCCUCCCUGAUCGUAGUUUGCCGGCAUUAAAGAUUAGAGAGGAGCUGCUUAAAAUACUUCAAGAGCUUCCCAGUGUGAGCCAGGAAACUUUAAAGCACAGUGGCAUUGGCAGAGCUAUCAUGUAUCUCUACAAACACCCAAAAGAAUCAAGACCAAAUAAAGAUAUUGCUGGAAAGCUGAUAAAUGAAUGGUCCCGGCCCAUAUUUGGGCUCACAUCUAACUAUAAGGGAAUGACUAGAGAAGAGAGAGAGCAGAGAGAUAUUGAGCAAAUGCCACAGCGCCGAAGAAUGAGCAGUUCAGGGGGGCAGACACCACGCCGGGACCUCGAUAAAGUUUUGACAGGAGAAGAGAAAGCUCUGCGACCAGGUGAGCCAGGAUUCUGUGCUCGUGCCAGAGUUCCUCUACCCUCAAACAAAGAUUAUGUAGUCCGUCCGAAGUGGAACGUAGAAAUGGAAACCUCUCAGUACCAGGGAAGUGCUAAAAAAGGAGUGAGCCGAAUUAACAAACAGAUGAGAAAGUUUGUAGACAUCAAGAAGAAGAACCGAUUUGGUCACGCUGUGAAAAUCAGCAUUGAAGGAAAUAAAAUGCCCUUGUGACACUGCUGGUUGACCACAGAAAUGCCUCACAAGUGUGUCUUAGCUUUGGGGCAUAAUCCUGCUAAGAUCAUUAAAUUGGACUCUUUGGAGACAUUUCCCAAUAUUUUUAAACUUCUUUUCCCAUCCCCUCCAUGUAAAUUUGUGCAAAGCCUUCCAGAGGAGCCAGCCUUUGCUGCUUCCCAUUGGUUCCUUUCAGAAGACAAACUGUGCUCCUUAUUUCCAGGUUGUAUUUAAUGCUGUUUGUACAGAUCAGUUUUCUUCGUACCUCGGUGUCUGGAAAUCAGACAAUAAAAUUCUAUCUUGUUUUCUAA